Molecule: messenger RNA, 2662 nt
Organism: Pygocentrus nattereri (red-bellied piranha)
Lineage: Eukaryota; Metazoa; Chordata; Actinopteri; Characiformes; Serrasalmidae
Product: leptin receptor gene-related protein-like
Exons: 4
Coding region: 99-494 (131 amino acids)
Biological process (GO): late endosome to vacuole transport via multivesicular body sorting pathway; negative regulation of growth hormone receptor signaling pathway
Cellular component (GO): endosome
Source: RefSeq, a predicted model, not a curated record
GCUGCUCCUUUAAGAGCUCCGAGGCGCUCGGGGAGGAAAUAGGAAGUGUUAUAAAGACUUUAGCACAAAGAAACAAAAACGAAAGCAGUUCUUGAGAAAUGGCGGGGAUAAAAGCUCUGGUUGGUUUGUCCUUCAGUGGUGCUCUCGGACUGACCUUCCUGCUGUUGGGAUGUGCGUUGGAGCAGUUUGGGGUUUACUGGCCACUCUUUGUCCUGAUUUUCUACAUCCUGUCACCGCUGCCACACUUCAUAGCCUGCAGGUGUGGAGAUGACACUGAUUCCUCCAGCAAUGCAUGCAGGGAGCUUGCCCUCUUCCUGACCACCGGCAUCGUCAUAUCGGCGUUCGGGCUGCCCAUCAUACUGGCACGGAAAGCAGUGAUUUACUGGGGAGCCUGCGGCCUGGUGAUGGCAGGCAAUGCCGUCAUCUUCCUCACCAUUCUUGGUUUCUUUCUGAUUUUCGGCGGUGGAGAUGAUUUCAGCUGGGAGCAGUGGUAGAAGCCAGUGAUGACGGUGCCAGAUUGAGGGUAAAACCUCAUCUCUACUGGUCUGGAAACGCAGGAGGGAGGAAGGGAAGGGGAGGAAGGGGGGAUGUGCAAUAGAGGAGCACUAAGGCCAAACUCCACUAAUCACAAUAACGGGUUACUUUGGCAGUACUGUUGAGGAAGAGGGGUAGGGGUCACCAAAUCUUGGGGGUAUGGACAUGGACUGAGACGAAUGAGCAGGAACUAUGGCACCCCCCCCCCGAGAGUUCCCCUGAACUGUGGACUCUCACUUUAAAUCAAUAGCCGUCUCACUCAGUCAUGUCUCCUCUCGUUUCUAACUCUAGUUCCACACUUUCAGUAGGGCUUAAUGUGCAGCCCAUAGCUCAGCGCACACAAUAAGCGUUCACCACAAGCCACAUUACUGACGUGUUUGCGUUAUUUCUCUUAUAAUUCCAGCAGUUACGUAGGUUCUGUGACGGUCGUCUAAGGAGGUGCGACAGUGAGCUAAAUAUUUCUGGUAAAUUCCAAAGAUCUCCUGGGAAACUGUAGAACUUGGCAAGCUUCAAGGUUGAAUACAAACAAAAAAGCAUAACAGAGCUUUGUGUGAAGACAAAGCUUCAGCCAUAUUGCAACAUAUCAGCCGAAAAAACAUUCUCCAAAACCUCACUGCGGCCUUGACCGCAUGGGUUUGUUUUGCAUGAUGCUACCGCCUGGUGUGAUUCAUCGUUGCUCUUUCGUUAUAAAGAACCCUUUCUGACUCUUUAAAUCGGACAUGUUGGCCUAACAAAGUCCUUCUUAUUCCAGCUGACUGAGUAUUCUACACUCAACAAUACUCCAUUUCAGCUCUGACUUUUCUAGGACGCACAGUCUGGCUUGAAGUUUGUAGUUACUCUGAUUCAUAUUUAAAUUUUAGGUCGCUGAAACUAAGCCAAGGUUAUUGCUGCCUUUUUGUCCAUAAUCCUCAGUGGCGUUUGUCUUUCAGUACAGCUGUCCUUCCCUAAAAAUCCAUCAGCUGAAGCGACCAACUUUGGUGGAUGGCUUUAAACAGCUUUAAAUGGAAGUCAUCUGACAUUAUUCCACAUUUUCUUAUUUGGCCAACUUUCAGAUGUCCAUAUUCUUUGAUUUUUCUACCUGCCAUGUCUCUCCAGGCUGUUUAAAUAACACGGACAUGUUCUGUCCUCGCCACCUUUCUUUCUUUGUUGGUCCAACCAUGUUGUCACCUCAAAAUGGUCUACAGCGUCCUUUAUCUCCUAGAGAUAUGAGCUUAUUCUGUGUCCUUUUAUCUAGAAACUGGAGCGCCACCACUGCUAAUGUGGAAAAUGUCACACAUUGUAAAACCUAUCGCACAAUUUUGACUGGGCCAAUAAGAUUAGCCAAGGUAGAUGUAUAUAUACAUAUAUAUAUGCGCUCAUUCCUAUGUCCAUACUCCCUGCCCCCCCUUCUCUUUUCCUAACAGUGUUACUUGGUCGAGCCAUUUUAUCAACCCAGCAAUGUUUGUCAUUGUCAACGUAUCAUCACGUUGAUCCCUCUCACCAUUUUAGGCCUUGACGUUCUCGAAUCCGUGUUUACAUAAGCAUUACCAAAGCACACCCCUUCCAAUCCUUCCUCUUUCAUCAUUCCCAACUUAAUACAAACCAUGAUUUACUCCUACAGUAAGCACCUAAAGGCUAACAGGGCUGGUGGGGGGCACGCCAAUUCAGAGAGGAGCCGUGCCGUCAUUAAAUGUGUGUUGGGUGUUGGUUUCUAUUGCCAAACCGGUCUUUUCUGUGUAUUAUAAGGAUGGAAGUUUAUUUUAUUUUGUCCAUCCCCUCCAAACUGACACAAUUCUAUAGCUAUAUAUAUAUGAAGACACUUUCUCUGGGGAAGUACCUAUGCAACUCAGAAUACACUUAUAUUUUUGUAGCUCUGAUUUCACCUGGAUCUCGUCUGGCUCAUUCUGUCCUGAUUUCACGUUUCGUACUACUGGUAGUUAUUGGUGUUUCGAAACACACGCAGUUCAUAACAGACAUGAUCAGUUUUAAUCCACUGUGUAGUUGUUUCUUCUUCACUCAUUUCCACAGGAUUGCAUCAGUAGUUUUCAGAUUAACUGCGUAGCUUCAUGCGCUUAUUACAAGCAUUUGCGAAAAACCUUUCAUUUGAUUUUGUACAUACUGUUAUGAAAUAAAGCACCUUGUAUUUAAA